AUUUGGAAUCACAGUCCUUUACAACAGUCAAUGGAACUAUUCCUGUCUGAGCUUUAUUCACUAACUAUUGAUCACAACUCAAGGGCGAUGGGAUAGAAAUUGCCAUCAAGUAUUUAUUUACCUUUGAUUUAUGUUUUAUUUUUACCUGGAGGAUCACAGCUCCCUUCUGUCUAUCAUUUUCUCUGCCAUUGAUUAAUGCUGUCUCAGGAGCAGAGUAAAAAACACUCAGUUGCAUCAUAUGAUAGGAGCAUAAAUGACUGUAGAAUCUGGAGAACGUGUGCUGGAUUGUUAGGUGAUGCAUCAUUUUACAGAUACCAGGCUCGGCUAGCUGUUGCUUUCUUGAAGAGGCUCAGCAGAUUUUAUUCUCCCCCACGCAAAUCCCAAGUAUGCGGCGAAGCAGGACUUUCAGAGCGUAAUAAUACAACAGAACUGCGUCAAGAGCACUCCAGCGCUGGAGCAGAGUCUGACAGAAAUAAGACGUGAACAAUAGUGCAGAUGAUUGAGCUGUGGUUAUAAAGCAGCUCUCUCUCAGUAGCCACUGCAGGAACAUGCCGCUACAGCAGAUCUCAGUCGUGCCGGCAAAGGAAACCUCCAGUAAUGGAAGAAGCUCAACAGGCAAGAACAAAGAGAAGAACAAGGAUAUGGAGAAUGACAAGUCUCCACGACGUUCAACAAGUCGAUCAAGUAACAUAUCAAAGGCCAGCAGUCCUACAACUGGAACAGCUCCCUGGAGCCAGCCACGUACAUCUGUUAGUCCUUCUACUCAGGACAUCUGCAGGAUCUGCCACUGUGAAGGGGACGACGACAGUCCACUCAUCACUCCUUGCCGAUGCAUUGGGACGCUGCGUUUCGUACACCAGGCCUGUCUGCACCAGUGGAUCAAGAGCUCUGACACACGCUGCUGUGAACUCUGUAAAUACGAUUUCAUAAUGGAGACAAAACUCAAACCGCUGCGUAAGUGGGAAAAACUGCAAAUGUCAACAAGUGAGCGGAGGAAGAUUAUCUGCUCUGUCACCUUCCACGUUGUUGCGAUCACCUGCGUAGUGUGGUCCUUGUACGUUCUGAUAGACCGGACAGCGGAGGAGAUCAAACAGGGUAACGACAAUGGUGUUCUAGAAUGGCCCUUUUGGACAAAAUUGGUGGUGGUAGCCAUUGGAUUUACAGGAGGUCUUGUCUUCAUGUAUGUGCAGUGUAAAGUCUACUUUCAACUAUGGCGAAGACUGAAAGCGUAUAACAGGGUGAUCUUUGUACAGAACUGCCCAGACAUUGGCAAGAAGAUUGGUGACAGGAACACUUCAAAUCGGCAGUGCUCUGACAACAGAGACAGUGUUACUGUGCCAGUGUCACAAACAGACACAACCUUACAGAGAGCACCAGAGGUGCAGGUUGGUAUCCUUGAAGUUGCACCUGCGUGACGUGUUUCUGAACUCCGUUUGAAAACCCAAGCAGUUUUUUUUUAAAUCCAUUCCUUUCACAAGUAUCAAAAUGUCAAUACUAACAAUGGCACAGUCCUUCUCAGAAUCCUACCAGAAGUACAGAAAAUUAGCAGGCACGGUCAGCAGAAUACCAACACGUCGCUGCCUGUGGAAGUGAACUAAGUAGUGGUGCAUUCCAUGGUGUUGGACAUGGUACAUGUAGUACACAAAGAAUGUGUGCAAUAUCCUACUUUGGAUUUUGGAGAGGGGAAGCACUUUUAAUUUUAUGGCAUUUAUGAUGAAACAUUUUGCUAUUGUUAGGCUCUGUUUCGAAAUGCUAAUCUUGGAAAACCAGUCUUUCAACAGUGUAAUGGUUAUGACUUAACACUCUGGACAUUUGAUCAGAGUUUUCUAAUGAGAUGUGUUGCUCAGAAUACACUGGCUGAUGAAGAAAAAGCAAGACUGGUAUUUCUUGUUCAUUUCUAACACACCAACGUCACCGUGGCUUAAGCCAGCAUUGAAUGUGCUGAAACCUUCAAGAAACACUCACCUUUAAAGUUAUCACUACCGUUAGAUCAUUGCAUAUCUUUUUUGUUUUAAUUGUAUAAAUAUUAAAUGUUGACAUGGUCUGACAAAGUGCUAUCUGAGUCCAAACCAGAAAACCAAUCGAAAUCCACCUUUUGGGAAAUACCACAACUAAUUUAACAAUGUUAAGGUCCCAAGAAACCCGUGUGGAUUCACAAUCCUCAACCUUUAUGCAAGAUGGACAUGUUUUAAAGAAAGCCAGACUUUAAUCAAAAAAAUGUGAUUCUUGAUUAGUAGGGUGUCAGAGGGUAUAGGGGAAGGCGGGGGAAUGGGGUUGAGAUAGGAAAGAUAGACAGAUCAGCCAUGAUUGAAUGGCGGAGGAGACAUGAUGGGCCAAAUGGCCUAAUUCUGCUACUAUCACUCUUCCUAUGAACAUGAUAAUCCAUCAAUGCCAGGAAUUGAAGAGUUGAAUCUUGUGCUCUCCGUCAAUAGGCAGCUGUUGCGGUGAAACAACUAGUUCACUCUAGCACCGGGCGAUGAGCAAAGUGAAGUUAUGAUGCUGUAUAGUUCUAACAUGGGUACUAUAAUGUGGAACUUCCCAGAGGAUUCAGAAUAUGCAAAGCUUGUAGCCCAACACAAAUAAAUCACUGCCCUUGUUCAAAGUGAUAAUUUCAAUAAAGUACAUUUUGACGUUAGUCAUUGUCACACUAAAUUUCUAUAGACUGUGAAUUCAUCAAUGUGUCUCCAACCCCUAGAUUUUCAAACAUUUUCCCAUGCAUCACCAAAGAGUUUUCUGGCCGUGUAUUAAUACUGUAUUGAAACUGGAUUGAGCAUCUGUUGCAAGUGGGAGUUUAUGCUUCGUUGACUUGUCUAAUCUAUUUGGUGUUAGAAAGGGGUAUCAAAUGUGGUACAAAAAAAUCAAAGCUUUCACCGUUAUUUAGUAGAUGUGCUUUUAAAGGAAAGGAUGGCCUUUACGAUAUUGAGCCGAAAUACAGAAUGUCAGCUGACACUUUUUACAUAAUUCAAUGUUUCAAACUUCAAAAUCAUUCUACUUAAUCUCAUUGCUGUACGAGGAAAUAUUUUGGCACAAUAAUGAAAUGAAUGUAUAUCCUAGAGCUCAUCCAAUAUUAUUAUAGAAUUAAAACCAUGGAAGUCUUGUAUCUUCGUGUGUUUUGCAUUGUUAAAUGGGAGACAGUUUUUCUUCCCCUCAGUACAGUUUACCCCCUAUAUAUACUCUUGGACUAAGACCCCAAUCUCAAUUUGACAGGCGGCUUAAAAUCUACUAUGUCGGGGCAUCUCUUUAACUCUUUACGAUAUGACAGUUCCCACCAAAACCAGGAAACUGGAAUAAGCAACAGCCAUUUCUUAUGCAGAAAUCAUAUUAUUUAACCUGUGAUAAAUUUCACAUGAUCUUUUGAUGUGUUGUUCACACCAAUGUCAGGCAAACACCUAAUGAAACUAUCCACAAAAAUAGUUUAGUUGGUUGUGGAUCAAGAGAGAAAUUUAUUUGGUGGUUCAAUGGCUCUUUAUUAAUAGUCACGUAUGCACGAUACUGUGAAAUUCUUCUGCACAACCACAAAUGCACAGUCGCAAUAUUGCAGCCGUUCACGAUGCAUACUAUGUUCUGGGAGACUGAAUGACUGGAUGAGAGUGACAAGGCGACCCUCUACCUUAUAUUCUGCCCUUGCCAGUGUAAAUCAGUUUAGGGUUAGCAGUUUUAGUACAGUGAGGGGUACACCAUGUCGCAUUUAUCACUAUUUAAAGGGACACUCAGCAGACAGCCAGAGACUUGAUUAGACAACUUCAUAAGUGACUGCACCUGUCAAAUACCUCAGAUUGUGCAACAACUAUUAGAGAGUAUUUUCUCCAGCAUUUUGGUCCUGAGAUAUUCAAAGGGUGCCUCGGUAGUAACACCAUGGGCAGUACUCCAAUAAAGAAGGCAUCAGAAAAGGUAAUCAGACGAAAUGUGUAGGAAGGAACUGGUUUAAACCAAAGAUAGGCAUAAAAUGCUGGAGUAACUCAGCGGGACAGGCAGCAUCUCUGGAUAGAAGGAAUGGGUAAAACGUCACCCAUUCCUAUCCAAAGAUGUUGCCUGUCCCCUUGAGUAACUCCGGCAUUUUGUGUCCAACUAUAGAAUGGUACACAGGU
Molecule: messenger RNA, 4088 nt
Organism: Leucoraja erinaceus (little skate)
Lineage: Eukaryota; Metazoa; Chordata; Chondrichthyes; Rajiformes; Rajidae
Gene: marchf1
Product: membrane-associated ring finger (C3HC4) 1
Exons: 7
Coding region: 549-1415 (288 amino acids)
Biological process (GO): immune response; protein polyubiquitination; antigen processing and presentation of peptide antigen via MHC class II
Cellular component (GO): early endosome membrane; cytoplasm; lysosome
Molecular function (GO): ubiquitin protein ligase activity; zinc ion binding; MHC protein binding
Source: RefSeq, a predicted model, not a curated record